Messenger RNA from Periconia digitata, 1860 nucleotides. The record is from the annotation of a GenBank genome assembly. Lineage: Eukaryota; Fungi; Ascomycota; Dothideomycetes; Pleosporales; Periconiaceae.
AUGUGUUCAAACUAUCUUGAUACUAGUUCUAUUCGCUCCAAGCUCUUUGAAAGUACAGUUUCCGCGAUUCUUUUCCAACCGCUGAUAACAUACGUCGUUAAGUUUCUAUCCUACAUGAUUAGCUACCCAAAAGUCUUCGAAGGUCGCGCUAGCGAUGCCCGGUGCUGGGUCGAGAAAUCCUUGGCCGACUUGAUGUAUUAUAGACAUCAGAGUGUUGGUUCUAAUCUUGACAACUCUAUCCAUGCCGUGUUCGAUUUCAAACGCUUUCAGAACGCGGACAAAAUUUUGUAUCAGAAGAUGAUCCCCGCAUUGCAGCUUGCUACUCUCUUUCUUACUGAAGACAGCGUAUUGGAUUGGUUCUAUCAUGAUACGGUAGGAAUCCUCAAAACAUACAACUCUUUUCCGGACGAUUCGUCACACUAUCCCUACCUAGCAGCAAAUCCCAAUUUCAAUCUUGAGAAUCCAGAGCAGCGAAAAGCCGCGCGUAAGCUAUGGUUGCGUAAGUUGGAAAAACUGUCUCACGUCCUGAAGUUCUACUUCUAUGAAGGGAACGAUCUCUUGCGUUUAUGGGGGGCUACGUACCACUUUAGUAAAGAUAUGGAGAAUGAUUUGCACAGUGCUGCUCUUUUGAGCUCAGAUGAUAUCUGGCGGGCUCGCGAUGGAUCUUUAAGGUCACGUCUAAUUCACUGGCCUUAUUCUGCUUCUGCAGUUAACAACCUCAAGACACAGCCUGCGGUUCUCAUUGGUAACGCGUAUCGUGUAUUCUUGGAACAAAAAGUGAGCAGCGAUAUAACCAGUGCUCCCUACCUUCAGCAACAGGAAUACAUGAAUUGCAGUUUGAGCUUGGCUCUCACGCUCGUUCAUGAAGUUGCUCAUGCGGUAAGCUCCUUUCCGUACAUGCGAUUCAUUGAACCUGUCUUUUUAUACCCUUGCGAAGUGUAUAGUUCUUUCGAUGAGAUGUGCUCCCAACGACCAAAGCCUCCUGAGGCAGGACAUUCAUGGGAACGGUCAGUCUUUGGCGAACUGCAUCCAGGAGUAAGUGCGCCUUUAGCUGAUGGGCGACCGGAAUCUGAUUGUUCUUUCUACUCUGGCUCUGACAUAUCUCCCUUCUCUACACUCUCUUGCAACAUUGUUGUCAAGAAUUCUGCCAUAUUUGGAGCGGAGCUUGCGAAGCUAAACACGUCACCCGCUGUAUACAUUUUUGGUCAAUCAGACAUCAUCAAGUUCUUUCGAAAGCAGCAUUGGGCUCAGCUUCGUUCAAAGAGAGACCUAAAUAAGCAGCUUGCCCCCGCCGUUCUCCUUCGGGUGUACAUGGUUAAAGAUAGUGUAGUGACGAAUGCCGUUGGUGCAAUUCCUCCGGACACGUGGGUCACAGUCCAUUUAAUACAGGCUUCGCAAAAGAUCGACAUCAAGAACAACUACGAUAGCAUGGAAUAGCCCAGUUUAUCAUUCGACAAAAUCAUAAUUGGAUAUUGAUCCUCGCAUAGCUAGCGAUUAAGUGAAGCACAUGCUACAUCUUGGUGUGACUGCACUCGGUUCGUACAAAGCAUUCGCAUUAGCAAACAUUAGCGUCUCUUUUACAUCUUAAUACUCUCAUAUAGAGGAGCACUUUUCUUUUCCAUUAGCUCUCUAUUUUUUAUGGCGCCUCAGUGACCCUAAUCUCAACUGCACGAGCAUGCAUUUGGCGAGCUACAUCUGCAAUCGAGAACUUUGUUCUCAAGUGUACUAUACAUAUUGACUGCCCUUCCAAAGGUUACAUGUGGAUAAUGAUCGCAUCAACAAAAGUAUGCUACAUUUUUACUGAGCAUCUUGAACAACUAAAUGUCCUGCUUGUUCCUAUUACGAAGAGACUUGCCCGAC